AGGUGGCACAAAUGUUUAUAGUAGUUUCAGAAUUUCUGACGGUCGAUGUUUACUGAUUUUUCUUCUGCAAACCAAAGCCUAAUCUAGAUUGCAAAAUCGCGCGAAUUUCCUUUGAGUUUAUUGUUAAAGAACGACUUACAACGUCUAGAUCAAAUAUGCAUUCAGUCAGCAUUUUGGUUUUGAUCGUAGCAGUCGUUGCUGCAGUUGCGUGUGCACCACAGAGCGCGCGGCGAAAUUUGGAUAACCGGAUGGCAUCCCGCAGCCUGGGCGAAUUCGCCAUGAUGAUUUACGCUACAACUGGUCGUUGCUGGUCACAUUACGCUGGAUAUGGGAAGUAUUGCGGACCGAUGGGCAGCGGCCGUCCGGUAGACGCCACCGACACGUGUUGCCGCGAUCACGAUGUCUGCUACGACAACAUCGCCAUGCUGUGCCCGGGGGCGGCUGCCUAUCUGCGACGAUACCAGUGGACCAUCUCCAACAUGACGCCAUCCUGCGUUGCCGAUCAGGAACCGUGUGGUUAUGUGCUGUGCGAAUGUGACCGUGUCAUGGCGGAGUGUCUGAAACGAUCGCCUUACAAUAUGAAUUACGCCCCGUCCGGCGUUCCCGUCGGGCCACCGGUGGCUAAUCCCGAUCCUAAUAAUUUUUUAUGCUUUAUGUAAUGAAAAGGCGGUAGCCACUAGCCAGUAAUUCUGUUGCAGAAAAGCUAUUAGAAAUGAUGCGCCGUGUUAAUUUCGUAUUCGUCCAGUUCUGCAAAGUUAUUCAUGUAACAGUUUCAGCGGCCUCCAAAAAAGCGUAAAGCAGCGAAGCCCUUG
Paramacrobiotus metropolitanus is the source of this 812-nucleotide messenger RNA. Its product is annotated as neutral phospholipase A2 3-like. Bases 156 to 659 code for a protein of 167 amino acids. Gene Ontology annotation, molecular function: A2-type glycerophospholipase activity; calcium ion binding. Gene Ontology annotation, biological process: arachidonate secretion; lipid catabolic process; phospholipid metabolic process. Lineage: Eukaryota; Metazoa; Tardigrada; Eutardigrada; Parachela; Macrobiotidae. The record is from RefSeq and is a predicted model, not a curated record. The transcript is spliced from 3 exons.